This is a messenger RNA of Cadophora gregata, 279 nucleotides long. RefSeq lists its product as uncharacterized. The coding region runs from base 1 to 279 and encodes 92 amino acids. The transcript is spliced from 2 exons. The record is from RefSeq and is a predicted model, not a curated record. Lineage: Eukaryota; Fungi; Ascomycota; Leotiomycetes; Helotiales; Ploettnerulaceae.
AUGCGUCUCACGAUUCCGACUCUCGUUUCCUUUGUACUCUGUGCUCUCGCGGCUCCGUCAACACCCCUCGAUGAGCGACAGUCUCAAUGGAUCGGAACUUGCAUCCUCUCUUCGAACACCUGCAACAUCACGUCGCCAGCCGGUCUGGCUGGCCUGAUGGUCAAUUGUGCUGCUGGGGCAGGGCUCGACGGAAGCAUUGGGCGUGGGAAACAUAAUUGCACGAUUGAUGGACAUGCUUGUCAUACGAAUGGACUUUUUUCGGGAGUCUUCUGUGAUUAG